AUGGAAAAGAACGUAUUCCUAGUGUUGUUAACCAUUUUAUCUGUGGUUCGACCGCAACAAGUUGUUGUUAACAAUGUGCAAGCCGAUCGCGGUCUUGGAGGUCGCCAAUGGGGUCUCAUUCGGCUUCCACCAAUUUUUAUGUACGAUGACUUGACGCAAUGCGAGGCACACGAUUCCGUGUACUGCUACGCCCGGACCAUCCUGCGAGUGGAUCGCUUUCCGCAUGGAUACGUCCUACCGGACACCGAAAGCACCUCCCGUAUCGUGUACAAUCACCGGGCCCAAUUUCUGGAUCUAGGAAUCUGUCUGAGCAGCUGCGAGGAAGAGCUACGACACCUAAGUACAUCCGAGAAGGCCGCAUUGUAUCAUUCAAAAAUCAACGUCAAUUUUACCUCUCUUAUUCCAAACGAGCUGUUUCCCACGAUGGAAAACGAUAAGAGCAAAUACGAGACGCUGGUGAACAUUUGCGUGAACCGACGGUUAAGUGUGGAGUACAAUAUGUCCGGUUAUACGGCGCUGGAGUAUUGCCGCCCUCGUCCGAUUGAAGUGGCUCGAUCGUUCGAUUUUUUGGAAAUACUGUUCAUCGCCGUAAGCGCGGGCUUUAUAGGAGCGUUACUCAUCUCUACAAUGUUGGAUGCUUGUAGCGUUCGACCAGAGAGUUCUGUAGUCUCGGCAUUUUCCAUCCGGAAAAACUGGAACCGGCUGAUGGGCGAACAGAGGUCAUCCUUACACCUUGAUUUGCUCUACAUCGACGGGCUUCGUGUGGUCGUCAAUCACCUAGUGAUCGUGCUGCACACCUUUCUGGUCGCUGGUGUGGUUCCCACGAAGAACUACCAAGACUUGGAAGAUCUACUAGGCUACCGCGGCUUGCAGGCUUACGUAUCCUGCAACGCGUUUCUGGUGCAAAUCUUCUUCACGAUCGGUGGUUACCUGCUGACCGUGAACUUCUUACGUGAUGCCAGCCGAGCACCAAUCAAUGCCAAGUACAUCGUCAACAAACUUUUGAACCGCCUGGUGCGACUGAUGCCGGUCUACGGCUACUUCCUGCUGUUCUCCGUUAGCCUGAACCGUCGCUUCGACGUCAACGAGAACGGCUUCCGGUUGUUCACGGCGGAGAACGCCAUCUGCCGGCAGAACUGGUGGUCCAAUCUCCUGUUCGUGAAUAACUUCUCUUGGCCUCGGGAGCUGUGUCUCAUGCACACCUGGUACCUUGCGGCCGAUCUGCAGCUGUUCCUGAUGGCCCUAGCGGUGCUACUGGUGAUCUAUCGUUGGCCACGAGUCGCUGGAUUUUUGUUCGUUUCUGGUGUGAUCCUUUCGUUCUGGGUACCGGCCUAUAUCACGCACCAGCAAAAGCUGCAUCCAGUGCUACCAUCUAAAUUGAGUGAAGCAAAGUUUUUGGUCAUGUACGAACCAUGGCUGAGGCAUCUUUAUCUUCCGAGCUAUGCGAACACCGGAUGCUAUCUGUUCGGGAUCAUCGCCGGAUACCUUUACCAUCAGACGACCACCAACAAUCUACAGCUCGGAAAGUCACCGGUUUAUCGAUUGGCCGACAAAAUGGUGACUCCGGUUCUACUGAUGGUGAUAGUUUCCAGCUGUUUGUGGUACAAUUUCGACGUUCCUAAACCAUCCGUCUGGGUUUCGAUGUACAGUGCGCUGUUCCGAAACAUAAUCGGCAUUUUUGUGGCGCUCUGUUUUCUGCGCUGCAUCAACACUCCUAAAGGUCUCCUGAGAUCAAUACUGAGUUCCAAACCGUUCGUCACGCUCGGCAAACUCACCUACAGCGUUUACAUCUUGCACGACGUCGUGAUGCGGUUCGUGCUGCUGCAGGAGCGGAUAGGCACCAUGCUCAGCGUGUCGAAGUUCCUGGGCUACAUAUAUUUCGUGAAUGGGGCAUCUUUCGUCGGUGGACUGAUAGUUUUUAUGGCCAUCGAGCAGCCUAUGAUACAGCUGCUGAAGCCAGUCGUCAACAGGGCGUAUCCGAUCCAGGUUGAUAAGUCAAAGAAUAACUAA
This is a messenger RNA of Anopheles coustani, 2010 nucleotides long. Its product is annotated as nose resistant to fluoxetine protein 6-like. The coding region runs from base 1 to 2010 and encodes 669 amino acids. NCBI's taxonomy places the organism in Eukaryota, Metazoa, Arthropoda, Insecta, Diptera, Culicidae. Gene Ontology annotation, molecular function: acyltransferase activity, transferring groups other than amino-acyl groups. The record is from RefSeq and is a predicted model, not a curated record. The transcript has 8 exons.